CCGAAAAACGAAGAACAGCAAAAUUCCUUCUUCCCUGUCCCACUCCGAUCAUGGAUGGAGAAGAUUACAGUGAUUACAUGGACGACGGCGACGACGAUGAACCCAGUGAUUACAUCGACGAGGACGACGAUGAACAAAGUGAUUACAUCGAGGAGGACGACGACGAUAGAAACACCAAAGCCGCCGCCGCCGCCGCUUUCUCGACGCUCAGCAAAGUCGACAUCGAGCGGCGCCAGGAGGCUCUGAUCGCGGACGUUUCCACCCUCCUCUCCGUCCCGAGAGCCGUGGCGAUCGCGCUCCUCGUCAAAUUCAAGUGGGAUUCGGACACGGCCCAGGAGAACUGGUUCUCCGACGAGGAGAAGAUGCGCCGCUCCUACGGCCUGACCGCGGAGGCGGACGGUGGUGGUGGUGGGGUAGAGAGUCGUGACGAGUGUCAGAUCUGUUUCGAGAGAUUCGAAAUCGAGGAGCGAGCCUCGCUCUCCUGCGGCCAUUCCUUUUGCAGGAUCUGCUGCUCGACGUACAUCGAGCUGAGCAUCGACGACGGCGGCGCUGGAUGCCUGACUCUCCGGUGCCCGGAGCCCAAUUGCCCUGCCUUGGUCUGCCAGUCCGCCGUUGGAACCCUAGUCAGCGACGGCCGGUACGUGGAGAAAUACGCCAGGGUCCUCCGCCGGUCCUACAUCGAGGGGAAAAAGGGGCACAAGUGGUGCCCUGCUCCCGACUGCGAGACGGCGGUCGAAUUCCAGAUCGGCGAGAAGUCCAACUACGACGUCGUGUGCGAUUGCUCGCACGAGUUCUGCUGGAACUGCGCGGAGGACGCGCACCGGCCCUUGAAUUGCGCGACGGUGGAGAAGUGGAUCCGGAAGAACAGGUCCGAUUCGGAGAACGUGAAUUGGGUGCUGGCGAACACGAAGCCGUGCCCUAAGUGCCGCCAGCCGAUCGAGAAGAACCAGGGCUGCAACCACAUGUCCUGCAAGUGCCGGUUCGAGUUCUGCUGGAUGUGCCUGGCCGACUGGUACAACCACGGCGGCGGCGGCGGGGGAGGGUACUACGCCUGCAAUUCGUUUGCGGUGCAGCAGAAGGCGGGGGGGAAAUUGGGCGAGGAGGAGACGAGGCGGGAGUUCGCGAAGCGGCUGGUGGACCGGUACGCGCACUACUUCGAGCGGUGGGGGGCGAAUCGGAAGGCGAGGAAGAGGGCGGCGGAGGAUCUGGAGAAGCUGAGGAGGGAGCAUUUCGCGCAGCUCGUUUCCGACUACGGGCUGGCGGAUUCCGAAUUGAAUUGCGUGGGCAGGGCGUGGAUGCAGAUCAGGGAGUGCCGGCGGGUGCUGGAGUGGACCUAUGUGUACGGGUACUACCUGGCGGAGGAGGUGGAGGAGGAGGAGGGCGGCGGCGGAGGGGGGAGGAAGAAGGUGAAGAAGGAUUUGUUUGAGUUUUUGCAAGGGGAGGCAGAGGUGAGCUUGGAGAGGCUACAUAAGUGCGCGGAGAAGGAUAUUUCUCCGUUUAUUAAGGCCGCCGCCGCCGGCGGGGGAGAACGAGUGGUGGAGGAGGCGGAGAAGCAGGAGUUCUUUGAGUACAGGUUGAAGCUGCAGGAGCUGACCAGUACGACGGGGAACUUCUUCGAGCGGCUGGUGAGUGGGUUGGAGAAUGGGUUGGACGUUGGAGGAUGUAAAGCCGUGAAUUAGAGUUAGUUUAGGAUUAUUGUUAUUAUCAAGUUAAUUAUAGCAAAAAUCCUUUUUGAAGGUUAGCAACAUUUAUUUUUAUAGGACUUUUUUAUGAUUUGAAUUCGAGUAAGCGUUUUAGUUUGAGUAUUUAUUUGAUCGAUCAUUGGUCAAUAAAAUGUGAAUUUCAGG
Linum trigynum is the source of this 1847-nucleotide messenger RNA. NCBI's taxonomy places the organism in Eukaryota, Viridiplantae, Streptophyta, Magnoliopsida, Malpighiales, Linaceae. The record is from the annotation of a GenBank genome assembly.